Zasmidium cellare ATCC 36951 is the source of this 1482-nucleotide messenger RNA. RefSeq lists its product as uncharacterized. The record is from RefSeq and is a predicted model, not a curated record. Gene Ontology annotation, molecular function: serine C-palmitoyltransferase activity; pyridoxal phosphate binding. Lineage: Eukaryota; Fungi; Ascomycota; Dothideomycetes; Mycosphaerellales; Mycosphaerellaceae. Gene Ontology annotation, cellular component: endoplasmic reticulum. The transcript has 3 exons. Bases 1 to 1482 code for a protein of 493 amino acids. Gene Ontology annotation, biological process: sphingosine biosynthetic process; ceramide biosynthetic process.
AUGGAUUACUCCUCCACACCAGGAUCGACAUCGCUCCACGUCCCAGACGCUGUCGCGACCGCGGCGGCAAACACGCUGUGGCUGGCCGAGAAAACUAGAGAUCUUCUACAGCGAGCACCAGGUUCAGCUGUCGUUGUCCGCUAUGUUCGCUCUUCCUACCAGAACGACCCAGUUCGGAGCGUCGUCGAACUCCUGUUGUUCUUGCUAGCUGUGCGCUACGUACUGGCACCUCAGUACAGUCCGCGCAAAAAAGGCAACCACGUAGAAUUAAGCGAGAAGGAGAUCGAUGAGCUGGUUGACGAAUGGAUCCCUGAGCCUCUUACCGAAGAGCAGCCGGAACUUGUCCAACUGGGCGAGAACCUACCUGUUCUACACCGAGACGCACCAUCAGGGCCUAAGACUAAGCUCCGCGAUGGCCGAACUGUCACCAAUCUCGCUAACUACAACCACUACAACUUCUCGAACGAUCAGCAACUCGUGGAAUAUGCUGUUUCCACCAUCAAAACCUAUGGUGUCGGCCCUUGCUCUGCUCCUGGAUUUAUCGGAACAUUCGACGUUCACUUGAAGCUCGAGAAAGACAUUGCCGCCCACUUUGGGACCGAAGACGCCAUCAUCUACUCGCAGAGCUUCUCCACAAUCAGCAGUGUGAUCUCCGCCUUCUGCAAGAGGGGUGAUAUCAUUGUGGCAGAUCGUGCUGUCAACUUUCCUAUACGCAAAGGCAUUCAAGCAUCGAGGAGCAUCGUGAGGUGGUUCGAGCACAAUGACAUGGACGAUCUCGAGCGGGUGCUGGCAAAGCUUGUCAGUGAGAAGAGACCGUUGACACGCAGAUUCAUCAUCACCGAAGCCCUCUCUGAAAACGUUGGCGACAUGGUCAAUUUGCCUAGAUUGCUUGAGCUCAAACACAAGUACAAGUUCCGCAUCGUUCUCGAUGAAACAUGGUCCUAUGGAAUAUUGGGCCAAACAGGUAGAGGCGUAACCGAACUUCAGAACGUGGAUGCCGCCAACAUCGACAUCAUCGUUGGAAGCUUGGCGGGUGGUAUAGCAAGCGGCGGUGGCUUCAGCACUGGAUACCAGAUCAUGGUCGAGCACCAGCGGUUGAACUCACCUGCAGUGACCUUCUCGGCCUCUUUGCCUACAUUCUUGACCACCACAGCUUCGGCGGUGAUUGACAGACUACAAUCGAGUGAUGGUGCGAGAGAUCUGAAGACUCUACGAGAGCGCAUUGAUUCCCUGCGUGUUCAGCUAGACCGCAGUGACUGGGUGACUUGCACAAGCGCGCCGGAGAACCCAGUCCUGCAUUUGACACUGAAGGAUCAACCCAUCAGGAAUCGCCGUCUGACACGUUCUGAACAAGAGUUCCUGCUACAAGAAUGUGUGGAUGAGUGCCUAAACAACCACUCCAUCCUGAUCACUCGCCUGAAGAACAUGCCUCUCAUGGAAGGACUGCACCCGCGAGAUGUGGAGAAGGAAUUUCAACCAUAG